Zingiber officinale is the source of this 1309-nucleotide messenger RNA. Its product is annotated as histone-lysine N-methyltransferase ATXR4-like. The record is from RefSeq and is a predicted model, not a curated record. Gene Ontology annotation, cellular component: nucleus. The transcript has 8 exons. Bases 30 to 1046 code for a protein of 338 amino acids. Lineage: Eukaryota; Viridiplantae; Streptophyta; Magnoliopsida; Zingiberales; Zingiberaceae. Gene Ontology annotation, molecular function: protein binding.
GGAAUCCGAACCGGAGGGGCCGGGACAUUAUGUUCGCAAGCGGUGCCGCUCUCUUCCGCCGCCGGGCGUCGUCGGCGAUGCGACGCUGCUCUUUUUCCGACGCUCCAUCAUGGCCUGCCCGCUUUUCUUCCUCUGCAACGGCGUCCGAGAGGACAGGCCCGCCGCCGAUCCGUGUGUCUCUAACCGAGUCGGCCGGGCGAGGCGUGUUUGCGACCCGGGAAAUUGCCGCCGGUGAACUUAUACACUCCGCCAACCCUCUCCUCGUUCACCCUUCACUGUCUCUCCUUGACAAAGUCUGUUAUUACUGUCUGGGGAGGUUGCAUGAGGCGCCUUCUCCUCUCGGAUCCUCUUCUGUGGAAGAGAAUGAGAGCUCAAAGACCGCUGCUUCCUAUUUCUGCAGCGAAAGUUGCAGAGAACAGUCCAAGGUGUUCUUUGAGAUAGAGCGAAGACUGGAUUGGUCGUCAUUUCAUCAAUACUGCAGCUUGAAGAGAUUGAAAUAUCCCUUGAUGGUAAAGCGGCUGGCUUGUAUGGUUAUAUCAGGAGCAGCAUCUAUAGAUAGUCUUGACAUACUUCAACCUGCUAGCUUACACCCUGAGAUAUUAGCAGAGAUGGAUGAAGAGUUUCAAUUGUUGGAGGACACCUUUCAGUCAGGGCAGUUUAAAAAUGACAUGACAUUUCUAACCAAGGAAUGGUAUAUCAAUGCGCUGGCAAGAAUUCGCAUAAAUGCUUUCCGCAUCGAGUUGGUUGCAAGAUCUUAUGAAGAAAUGCUUAGCUCAGCGGUUGCUUUCAUAGCAGUUGAUGCUGCUGUUGGGAAUGCUGUUUACAUGCUUCCAUCAUUCUACAAUCAUGACUGUGACCCAAAUACACACAUAAUCUGGAUAGACAAUGCAAACGCAAAGUUGAAGGCCCUUCGCCACAUUGAAGAAGGUGAGGAGCUCCGCAUUUGCUACAUUGACACCAGCAUGGCUUUUGAAGCCCGGCAAAAAAUUUUGGGUGAAGGGUUUGGUUUUCAGUGUCGUUGCCUUCGAUGCUUAUCUCAUGAGUAAGAAGCAACGCAGACAGACCUCUGCUUUUGGUUUGAUCUGAGAAAAAGGAUAUAUAUUUUUUGAAAAAAUGUAGUAUCUUAUUUUUCUUAUGGCCAGAAUUUCUCUAUCGAGAUGGUAAAUUAUAUAUAUUAUUUUCAGGCAAGGGAAAUUACCUGAAAUUCUUUUACCUAUGUAAUUUUAUGAAGUAUGCUGUCGGAUGGAGUGUAAUAGAAGUGGUGAAUCUAAAUUGUUUAACUAAAUUAUUGAUAUUGGUAUUUAAUGUA